UAGAGAAAGCGCACACACAAUUGUCAAAAGUCCAAUACGAUAAUACGCAAUUACAUAAAACCAUUCAAGUACAGAUGGAUAUCUUGAAAUCUCCUGCAGUUUCUGGGCUACGGCGGAUGUUCAUUCUUGUUUCUCCAAAUGAAUCGUCUUUUGAAAACGUGGAGGAUGUACCAGACUAUGUUGAUCAGGCUGUGCCAUACUUUGCAAGUCUGAUCAUUUUGGAGUGGCUGGUGUUGUAUGGGACAGGUAAAACAACUCCCCGACUAAACGACAGUCUGGGUUCACUGUCUAAUGGGCUGCUCUCACUACUUCAUGGGCUGUUGUUUCGCUCCACGGAGUUGGCUGCCUAUGUGUGGUUCUACCAGCGUUUCAACUUUGUGACCCUUCCCUGGGACAGUCCCUGGACAUGGCUGCUAUGUCUGCUGGGGGUAGACCUAGCCUACUACUGGGUUCACAGGUUUGGACAUGAGGUAAACCUAGUGUGGUCAGGCCAUCAGACUCACCACAGCUCUGAGGACUAUAACCUCUCAACGGCAUUGCGCCAGUCUGCCCUGCAGAAGUACUUUUCUUGGGUGUUCUACCUGCCACUGGCAUUGUUCCUGCCACCCUCGAUAUUCCUUGUACACACACAGUUCAACCUGGUCUACCAGUUCUGGGUCCACACCGAGACCAUUAGCCGCCUGGGUCCCCUGGAGUGGGUGCUGAGCACGCCCAGUCAUCACAGGGUGCACCAUGGCCGCAACCCAUACUGUAUCGACAAGAACUACGGGGGCGUCUUUAUCAUAUGGGACAGGCUCUUUGGAACAUUUGAGGCAGAAAGAAGGGAUGAAAAGGUUGUGUAUGGCCUUAUUCAUAAUAUAGACACUUGGGAACCAAUCUAUGCACAGUUGCAUCACCUGGUACACAUCAUAAAGUCAGUGUGGAGCAUGAAGGGAGUCUCCAACAAGCUGUCUGUUCUCUGGAAGGGUCCAGGAUGGGCUCCAGGCAAACCCCGCCUUGGAAUCAAUGCAGAAAUACCAGAGGUUAAGUCCAAAACGAAGAAGUAUGAUGUGAAUAUCAGUUGGGGUAGAACAGUCUACAUCUGGGUCCACUACCUCAUCAUCCUGCUGGUUUGGCAUCAGGCUCUCAGCCACAACAAACUGAAGAUGGCCACACUGGUGAUGUCCACAAACAUUGGAUUCAUCAUAUUUUCCUUGUUUGUGUUUGGCUCAAUGUAUGACAGAAGAAAAUACGCAGACCUUGCAGAAGUGUUCCGAUGUCUGGCCAUAGUCCUGUCAUGGUCAAUAUUGCCUCCUACCUUACCUGCAGCGAUGUUCUGGUUUUAUUUGGCAUCUGUUUCGAUAUGGAGUCUUGUGAUCCUGUAUGGACUCGUGAAUAGGGGGUCAAGUGUAGCCCACAAAAAGACAUCAUGAGUAUCUUGAACUUUAUACAUGUAUGCAUAGGCGAGGCGUGGUGAGGCCAUUCUGUGAUAUUAAACAGAGCUUACUUUCGUGCGCAUUUUUAAUAUUUUUAAUAUUUUAAUCAACGUUUAGUCCCUAUAAAAAAAAUUUGUGCGAGAUUAUAAGUAACUACCCAUUGCUAUUUGUAUCUAUCUAUUUUGUUAAAAGCAUGAAACUUGAAGUUUAUCAGUUUACUUACUAAAAUAUUCGCAAUGUGAACAAAACAUUUGCAAAUACUUUGUUGAAUAAAGCUUGUGAUACCUGCAUGUAUGUAAGUACUGUAGUUUUGAUUUAAACAUAUUUUCAA
This is a messenger RNA of Dreissena polymorpha, 1746 nucleotides long. RefSeq names its product alkylglycerol monooxygenase-like. The transcript has 11 exons. The record is from RefSeq and is a predicted model, not a curated record. Lineage: Eukaryota; Metazoa; Mollusca; Bivalvia; Myida; Dreissenidae. Gene Ontology annotation, cellular component: endoplasmic reticulum. The coding region runs from base 75 to 1412 and encodes 445 amino acids. Gene Ontology annotation, molecular function: oxidoreductase activity; iron ion binding. Gene Ontology annotation, biological process: lipid biosynthetic process.